UAUAGACCCUCAUUAUGAAUCUCUCCGGCCCCGCUUUCGAUCAAUCUGGAUUGGUUUCGCGGCUGUUGAGCAUGAGGCUAAUGUAUUAGGAGAGCGGGAGCCUGCGGGUUAUAAAAACCCAAAGCAUUUUUCGAGCAUAUUUGCAAACUGCUCAUAUGAUGCGCGCGCGUGUCUUUGCCAUCAUUUUGGAUCCCCUCCGGCCCAACUUUACCGUUAGCGGAAGAGCCUUUACCACGUCUUGUCGUUAUGGAGCGUUCCGACAUCACUUUUACACACCAUUGGUUCCUAGGAGAAACAUAUCUACAACCAGAAUCACAAUGUCAGAUACAAUGAAAGCGCUCGUGUUCUCUGCCAAAGGUCAGCCUACGCUGCAGGAUCGUCCGCAACCAGCGAUUCUCAAGGCCACCGAUGCUAUCGUCAAGAUGGUCAAAACGACCAUUUGCGGUACGGACUUGCACAUUCUUAAAGGCGACGUCGCUACGUGCGAUACCGGACGGAUCCUAGGUCACGAAGGUGUUGCCGUCGUGCAAUCCGUCGGAGACGGCGUUGCGAGAUUCAAACCAGGCGACAAUGUCAUCGUUUCCUGCAUCACCUCUUGCUCUAGCUGCGAGUACUGCCGCAAGGGUAUGCCUUCUCACUGCAUCGACGGUGGAUGGAUUCUGGGGAAUACUAUCGAUGGCACUCAAGCCGAGUUCGUCCGUAUCCCCUACGCCGACGGCAGCUUGCAUCCCAUGGUCAAAAGCGCUACUGCGGAGGAGCAGGUGAUGAUUAGUGACGUCUUGCCGACAGGAUUCGAAUGUGGCGUUCUCAACGGAAAGGUGGCCCCAGGAAACUCUGUCGCCAUUGUUGGUGGCGGCCCAGUUGGUCUUGGUGCGAUGAUCACCUCGAAAUUAUACUCCCCUUCACAAAUUAUCAUGAUCGACCUCGAUGCUAACCGAAUCGAGAUGGCCAAGACUUUGGGUGCCACCCACGGUAUUGUUUCCGCCCAAGGCACAGAUGUUGUUGGAGCCGUCAUGGGUCUGACAGGAGGCAAGGGUGUCGACACCGUCAUCGAAGCCGUCGGUGUUCCUGCAACGUUUGAGCUCUGCCAGGAGAUUGUCGCCCCAGGAGGAACCAUAGCGAACCUCGGCGUUCAUGGAUGCAAGGUAGAUCUGCACCUGGAGAAAUUGUGGGAUAGAAAUAUCACUAUCACUACACGUCUCGUGGAUGCUUCUACUUCGCCUAUGCUCAUCAAGCUUGUCGACGCGGGAACGCUCAAGACCGCUGGAUUGGUAACGCACACGUACAAGUUCUCGGAGAUGGCUAAAGCCUACGACACGUUCGGGGCGGCAGCGAAGAAUAAUGCUUUGAAGGUCAUAAUCAACUUUUAGCUUGUUGGUAUGUCCAAAUACGGCCCGAUAACAGAAAGACCUGUACUUUUAAUCAAUACCAUGAUAUUUCCUGUACCUAGC
Guyanagaster necrorhizus is the source of this 1451-nucleotide messenger RNA. Its product is annotated as GroES-like protein. Lineage: Eukaryota; Fungi; Basidiomycota; Agaricomycetes; Agaricales; Physalacriaceae. The transcript has 5 exons. The record is from RefSeq and is a predicted model, not a curated record. The coding region runs from base 318 to 1370 and encodes 350 amino acids. Gene Ontology annotation, molecular function: oxidoreductase activity.